UUCAUCCCAGUCUUUCCGUCUCUCCUCCAGUCCUUGUUCCGACUCAAUGUUUGCAGCUCGAGCGAACUUUCGGCUUGUAGCCCUGAAUCGUCAACUUGUGCUCAAGCACACGCCCAUUUUUCCUUCUACAUCGGCACGACUCUAUGCGACUGCCCCUCAAACUGUACACGCAGCGCGACAGUCGCGUUGGCGUUCUUUUCUUCAGACUGUUGGGCGUCUGACCCUCGCCACUGUUGUUCUCUCGGCCGGAGCCUUCGUUUACGUUGUUCAGCGAGAUCGAAAUCCAGGCGAACAAUUGGCUCACGACCCUUCCAAAAAGACAAUCGUGGUGUUGGGCAGCGGCUGGGCGGCUACUUCCCUCCUCAAGAAGCUCGACACCGAAUAUUAUAAUGUUGUCGUCAUCUCCCCCCAUAACUACUUUCUGUUCACCCCACUUCUCCCCUCCGUUUCGGUGGGCACACUUGAAGCGAGAUCGGUCAUUCAGCCUACGCGAUACAUCACGCGACACAAAACGCGACGAGUUGAAGUGUACGAGGGCGAAGCAAAAUCCGUUGAUGUCAAGAAUAAAACUGUGACCUUCGAGGACAAUAGUGACAUCAAAGGAGCCGUGUCUACAACAACCAUACCAUACGAUUACUUAAUUUAUGCGGUAGGAGCAGAGAAUCAAACUUUUGGUAUUAAGGGUAUUCGCGAGCACGCCUGUUUCUUGAAAGAAUUACCUGAUGCAGAGAAGUUGCGUACACGUCUGAUGGACUGUGUCGAAACAGCCGCCUUUAAGGGCCAGGCGCCUUCCGAAAUUGACCGCUUGAUGCACAUCAUCGUUGUCGGUGGAGGACCGACCGGUGUCGAGUUUGCCGGGGAGCUCCACGACUUCCUUGUGGAUGAUUUGCACAGCUGGUAUCCUGAACUUGCCAACCAUUUGCACAUUAGCCUCAUUGAGGCCCUGCCUAAUGUACUGCCCGUAUUCUCCAAACAGCUCAUUCAGUACACCGAGUCAACUUUCAAGGCGAAUAAAAUAGACAUCCUAACCCGAACCAUGGUGAAAGAAGUCAGGGAAAAGACUGUCCUUGUACAGGGAGAAAACAAGGAACUGAGGGAGAUACCCUAUGGCCUACUGGUGUGGGCAGCUGGUAACACGUCGCGACAAAUAACGAGGGAUCUCAUGGCGCAGUUGCCAAAUGUCCAGAACCAGAGAAGGGGUCUGCUUGUUGACGACCAUUUGCGUCUCUUGGGUGCGGACGGAGUGUUCGCAUUAGGGGAUUGUACUGCGACCCUAUAUGCGCCCACCGCGCAAGUUGCCAGUCAGCAAGGGAAAUACAUUGGCCGCGUGCUGGAACAAAUGGCAAAGAAGGAGCAACUGGAAGCAACACUCCGCUCUCUUCGUGUGUCACCGGACGCAAAGCCCGAGGAGAUAGAGGCAGUUGUGAAGCAAAUCAAUAAAGUGGCGAAUAUCAAGCCAUUUCAUUACUCCCAUCAAGGUAGUCUGGCAUAUAUUGGGUCCGAAAAGGCUGUCGCGGACCUCCCUCUUUUCAACGGGAAUCUUGCGACAGGAGGGGUGGCCACCUUCCUGUUCUGGCGAAGCGCUUAUAUUUCCAAUCUUCUCUCUCUGCGCAACCGAUUUUUAGUCCUAAAUGACUGGAUGAAGGUCAAGCUUUUCGGGAGGGAUGUUAGCCGUGAAUAAAACUCGUGACGCAGUGAUGCAUUCGUCAGUCUUCGAAGAGAGGCCAGGGCGCAGCUAGACUUGUUAAACGUAAU
Messenger RNA from Dacryopinax primogenitus, 1755 nucleotides. RefSeq names its product NADH dehydrogenase. Gene Ontology annotation, molecular function: NADH dehydrogenase activity. The coding region runs from base 47 to 1681 and encodes 544 amino acids. The transcript has 14 exons. Lineage: Eukaryota; Fungi; Basidiomycota; Dacrymycetes; Dacrymycetales; Dacrymycetaceae. The record is from RefSeq and is a predicted model, not a curated record.